Messenger RNA from Penicillium hordei, 513 nucleotides. RefSeq lists its product as uncharacterized. The record is from RefSeq and is a predicted model, not a curated record. Gene Ontology annotation, cellular component: cytosol. The coding region runs from base 1 to 513 and encodes 170 amino acids. NCBI's taxonomy places the organism in Eukaryota, Fungi, Ascomycota, Eurotiomycetes, Eurotiales, Aspergillaceae. Gene Ontology annotation, molecular function: 5-oxoprolinase (ATP-hydrolyzing) activity. The transcript is spliced from 3 exons. Gene Ontology annotation, biological process: glutathione metabolic process.
AUGGAGUAUGCUGUCCGAUAUCAGCAUGAGAAACCCGGAGGCAAUUUGAAGCUUGCCGAUCACAUUCUCACCAACCAUCCUCUUGCUGGUGGAACCCAUCUUCCCGAUAUUACUAUUGUCACUCCAGUCUGGGAUGGCGAGGGCAAAAACAUUAUCUUCUAUGUUGCCUCCCGUGGUCACCAUGCUGAAAUCGACGGCAUCGCCCCGGGAUCUAUGCCUUCGAACAGCAAAAUACUUAGCACCCGCACAUAUAACGACAAUGUCUCGGAUUUGAAGGCUGCCAUUGCAGCAAAUCACAAGGGUGCACAGCUCCUGGAAGCUCUGGUGAUCGAGAACACAUUGGGAGUAGUCCACUUCUACAUGGACGCAAUCAAGUGCAACGCAGAGGUCGCCGUCCGUGAACUGCUCAAGUCCAUUAGCCACAAGAACAAGGGAGUUCCUCUCCGACUCUCUGACUUCAUGGACGAUGGUACCGAGAUCAAGCUGGAAAUCCGCAUCGAUUCUGAGCUUUGA